Dermacentor silvarum is the source of this 1040-nucleotide messenger RNA. Its product is annotated as nose resistant to fluoxetine protein 6. The transcript has 4 exons. Lineage: Eukaryota; Metazoa; Arthropoda; Arachnida; Ixodida; Ixodidae. Bases 141 to 1040 code for a protein of 299 amino acids. The record is from RefSeq and is a predicted model, not a curated record.
GAAGCGGCACGUUCAAUCCGGAGCACGGAUCCGUACGCGCUCACCCUCAGCGAGCGGCGGCGGCGGCGGCGCCGGCAGCACUCCUUAAAAACAGGUCUACGGUGCGGCGCCCGGACCAGAAGAAGGACACCAGCGGCACGAUGCGCACCAACGCCACAGCUCAGCGCCGCUCGCCUCCCGCGGCCCUCCUCCGGGCGCCCGGAUUGCUCCGAAUCGUCCCGAUGCCGUCGAUGCUGCCGCUGCUCCUGCUACUCCUGGCGGCCGCCGUAGCGCUCCUGGCCGACACCGCGGCUGCGAACCCUUCCAUCGGCGACGUCAUCGGUCAGAUCAGGGAGCGCGCAGCCGCCAACGCCGCUGCUGCCGCGGAGGACGGUGGCAGGACCACGUCCGCGCCUCCCAACAAGACCAGGAACGAGCGGAUACUGGAGCAGUGGUCCAAGUUCGAAAUUAACCUGCAGGACCUGGUGGAUAGCGUGAUAAGGAAGGUGCUGCCGACGGUGAUACGGCGCAGCUCCGAGCUGGAGGUGUCUCCGGACUGCCGCGACGCCCUGCUCAAAGUGGUCUUCGGCAUACGCCAGCUCAAGAGAUGGGCCUUCCAAUUCCUGGAUGCGGCGGGCAAGCCGGCUGGCGGCAUCCUGACGGGCACGCUGACGGCCUUCGGUUCCUACGACCAGUGCGUGGCCAUCGAAGCUCGAGACUCGCCCCAGGAGGAGCCCCGGUUCACGGGCCGCUACUGCACGGUCGAGCUGCGGCCGCCGAUUCCGAAGCGGCCGCGCUACUACACACUCCACGAUCAGGUCCAGCUGUUCGACAACAUCACCAGGACCAAGGUGACGGGAGAGAUAGCCGAGAAGAUGCACUUCUUCUACUUCCUCGUGUACCGCUACGGAGUGUGCGUGCCUUCCACCUGCCGACGGGAGGACGUCGAAACAAUCGCCGCCAGCCUCGUCAAGUCCGCAGAGUUUGAAGUCAAGGUUUCCAACUGCGAAGUCAAGGAGGACAAUGCGAAGCUGAACGCGGACCAGACAGCCAUCGUGUAA